AUGCCUAGCCAAGUGAUGUCUGAGAAGCUUCUUCAAGGGCUUCAUUUAUCGGAAAGAGAAAGCCACAGUAAUGCCGGCCAUUACCUCCGGAGGUUGGAGGGAAAAGUGGCGAUCGUCACGGGUGGCGCCAGAGGGAUAGGAGAGGCCGCCGUACGGCUUUUCGCUAGGCACGGCGCCAAGGUCGUCAUUGCGGACGUCGAAGACAUCCUCGGAGAAGCUGUGGCGGGCUCUCUGGCCCCUAACUAUUGUGUCACCUACGUCCACUGCGACGUGAGCUCAGAACCCGAUGUCGAGAGCAUGAUAAGCUCGACGGUCUCCCGCCACGGCCACCUCGACAUCCUCUUCAACAAUGCCGGGGUCCUGGGGAGCCAGUCGGGCAGGAGCAAGAGCAUACUGAACUUCGACGCUGAGGAGUUUGACCGCGUGAUGCGCGUGAACGUCCGGGGGACGGCGCUGGGGAUGAAGCACGCGGCCAGGGCCAUGAUUCCCCAGGGGAGCGGGUGCAUCAUCUCGACGGCCAGCGUGGCCGGUGUCCUCGGGGGCCUGGGCCCGCAUGCGUACACUGCAUCGAAGCAUGCCAUCGUGGGGCUGACGAAGAACGCGGCGUGCGAGCUGGGCCGGCAUGGGAUCAGGGUCAACUGCAUCUCCCCAUUCGGGGUGGCGACGUCGAUGCUCGUCAAUGCGUGGAGCGGCGGCGACGGCGGAAUGAGUUAUGGGGUACCGUGCGAGCAAGAAGUUGAGAAGAUGGAGGAGUUCGUGAGGAGCCUUGCCAAUCUGAAGGGACCAACGCUUAGGGCUAAUGACAUUGCGGAAGCCGCUUUGUAUCUUGCUAGUGACGAGUCCAAGUACGUCAGCGGCCACAACUUGGUUGUUGAUGGGGGCGUCACCGCUUCAAGAAAUUGUGUUGGUUUGUAG
Molecule: messenger RNA, 915 nt
Organism: Rhodamnia argentea
Lineage: Eukaryota; Viridiplantae; Streptophyta; Magnoliopsida; Myrtales; Myrtaceae
Product: short-chain dehydrogenase reductase 2a-like
Exons: 2
Coding region: 1-915 (304 amino acids)
Molecular function (GO): oxidoreductase activity, acting on the CH-OH group of donors, NAD or NADP as acceptor
Source: RefSeq, a predicted model, not a curated record